AUGGCACCAGAUAGCAAUGGAAAUGAAUUUGCGGGUUAUAACGGUGAUGGAUUGAAAGCAACUGAAUCAUUGAUUAGCACUCCUACAAGUCUAUUCCUCACAGCACAGGGAGAAAUUUAUUUUAUUGAACAAACAAUUCGAAUUAGAAAGAUAUCUGUGGAUGGUAUUUUGUCAACAGUGGCCGGUAGAUUUCAAUACGAUGGGUCAUCAAAAGCUCCUCAAUCAGCUGCUUCUACAUAUCUCAAUACCAUUAACUCCAUUUCCUUUGUUAAAAACAAAGACUCUAAAAGUGGAGGAGACAUUUGGAUUCAUUCAGUUGACUCGUUUUACAACUCCUAUUUGUUAAGCAAGGUUGACAUCAAGAACGGAUACCUUUCUCGCUUAUCGGGUUUCAGGAUCGAUGUGAAUGGAAUGAAUGCAAUUGAAGGUCUUUUGAAGAACGUCCUUGUCACUGGUUUGGUGUCUACAUGUGGAUUUUCGAAUGGAGACGUCAUUAUUGCAGCAAGACAAUACCACGUGCUGUACAAAUAUGUAGCCGCUACUGGAUUGGUUUCAAUUAUCGCAGGAACAUUUAGAAAGUCGAGCUCACCACCAACGGAAGGUCUUGCAUCUCAAUCUUUGCUUGUUUAUCCAAGAGUCCCAAUGUGUUUUGAUAAUGGAGAUAUACUCUUCAUCCAAGGAGUAUUUGGUCUGACAAGAAUUUCGAAAUAUGUAGCUGCCACUGAGAGCAUUGUAUUUUUGGCAAACGUUACAGCAACCGUGAAUGGAGCUGCCAUUUCGCCUUUCACAGGUGACUUGUAUUUUGUAGAACAAACAACAAGUACUGUGAAAAUGAAAAAUUUUACUAGUGGAGAAAUUUCUAUCAUUGCUGGUAACGAGUACUCUGGUUACAGUGGAGAAGAUGUAUUGGCAACAGAGGCGAGCCUUAGAAAUCCACAAUCGUUAGUAUUUCUAAAGAAUGGAGAUUUAGUGAUUUCCGAUUCUGGAAAUGGGUUGAUUCGUAAAGUAUCCAAAGAAACUAAACGAAUUGUAACCAUUGGAGGAAUGAUUCCAGGAUCAGAGACAUGCAACUAUAAUGGAGAUGGACGGUUAUCUACACAAACUUGUGCAGGACUUCCAACCACGAUCGUAUCUGGAGACAAUGGUGAACUGUAUUAUGCUGAUCAAACAUUUGGUCUCGUUCGAAAAAUGAUUCCAUUUUGUGAAGGAAACAGAACACUUGAUAAUGAAACCUUUUUAGAAUGUAUUUGUUUGAAUGGAUGGAGCGGAUCGAAUUGUGAAAUUCCAUCUUGCAAUGGAACUUGGGCCAACGAUAUUCGAGUAUGUUCUGGAAAUGGUCAAUGUAAAUCGUUGGAUUCGUGUCAAUGCCAAAAUGGAUUUGAAGGACCACUAUGUGAAAGAACAUCCCUUCGCCAAAAUACUGAUGCAAUUAUUAUUGGUGUGGUGGUUGGUGUUGGAGGUUGUCUCAUUCUUUCAGCACUUGUCAUUGUUGUGAUUGUCAUUGCAUCAUACUUGUCUUUACGAAGAGGAAAAAACAGCAAGAAUUCAGAAGUGAAUAUUGAAAAUGGAAAGAAGGGAAUUUCUCAUAUUUCUACAUUGAAUAGUGUCGAGUUGGAAACAAAUUUUUCCUCUUCAGACUUUCCUUCCGAUGCAAGUGUCUCAUUCACACCUCUCAUGACAGAGAAUGGUUCUGGAACUGUAUCAGCAGAGGCACGAGGACAAGCGAUAGAUCCAUUCUCUCGUUAUCAAAAUAUUGUGAAGAUUGGUCAAGGAGCAUUUGGUUCAGUUUUUAAAGCGAAUGAUACAAAAUAUGGAAACAAAGCGAAAGCUGUCAAAGUCAUGAAAUUUUCUUCGAUGAGUGAAUUGAAUAGUAUCAUGAAAGAAGGAAUUCAAUUGAUGAACAUUCGACAUGACAAUAUUUUGAAAGUGAAUGAUAUUUUCUUGUCCAAAGAUCAACUUUUGUGUCUCGAUAUGGAUUAUUAUGAGAAAGGAGACUUGAACAAAUUUACCACAUUAGCACCUGGUCAUGCAGUGGAAUGUAAUGAAAAGAUUGUGAAACAAGUGAUUUAUCAAAUUUGUACUGCAUUGGUCUAUGUUCAUGGAACAUUGAACAUUAUUCACAGAGAUAUCAAACCUUCAAAUAUUUUCAUUCAGAGUUUUGAUGAAAAGAAACAACAGAUUCGUGUUGUUUUAGCUGAUUUUGGUCUCGCAAAAGGAAAUCAAGGAUCUGAAGCACAAAGUUAUGCAGGUACUCCGUUAUAUAUGAGCCCUGAAAUUGGAUUGGGAAGCAAAUAUUAUGCAAAUACGGAUGUGUAUUCAUUGGGUGUGACUGUUUAUCAAAUGAUGACCAAAGAUACAGCCACUUCCAUCAGUCACUUAUUAUUAACCAAAGAACCCUCAGUUUCCAAACAAAUAUUGAAAAACAAAAUACUGGAAAAUGAUUAUUCAGAAGAACUGGCCAAUAUUGUACUCCAAAUGUUGGAGAAGGAAAGUGUGACGAGACCCAAUGCUCAAGAUAUCUUGUCGUUACCUUAUUUUAACAAAUGA
Molecule: messenger RNA, 2547 nt
Organism: Naegleria lovaniensis
Lineage: Eukaryota; Heterolobosea; Eutetramitea; Acrasida; Naegleriidae
Exons: 3
Coding region: 1-2547 (848 amino acids)
Biological process (GO): protein phosphorylation
Molecular function (GO): protein kinase activity; ATP binding
Source: RefSeq, a predicted model, not a curated record